ACCUAAUUUCACCUCCAACCCAAAAACCCUAGCUCUCACUCUCCCAUCCCCACCAAAACAAUCGUAAAAUGUCGGCCGCAGCUCGCCCUCUCGUCACCGUCCACCACCUCGAAUCGGACAUGGCCACGGAUGGAGCCACCAACUCCCUCCCCUUGCCGGAUGUUAUGAAGUCCUCGAUCCGACCGGACAUAGUCAACUUCGUCCACGCCAACAUCUCCAAGAACCACCGCCAGCCCUACGCCGUCUCCAAGAAGGCCGGCCACCAGACCUCCGCCGAGUCAUGGGGUACCGGCCGUGCUGUUUCCCGUAUCCCCCGUGUCCCAGGCGGCGGUACCCACCGCGCAGGUCAGGGUGCCUUCGGUAACAUGUGCCGCGGUGGCCGAAUGUUCGCUCCCACCAAGAUCUGGAGAAAAUGGCACCGCAAGAUCAACAUCAACCAGAAGCGAUAUGCCGUCGCUUCGGCCAUCGCCGCCUCCGCUGUCCCCUCCCUUGUCAUGGCCCGUGGCCACCGCAUCGAAACCGUUCCUGAAAUCCCCCUUGUCAUCAACGAUUCAGUCGAGAGUGUCGAGAAGACAUCGGGCGCUAUCAAAGUCCUCAAGCAGAUUGGAGCUUAUACCGACGUCGAGAAGGCAAAGGAAAGCCACUCGAUUCGUCCUGGUAAGGGGAAAAUGCGCAAUCGCCGCUACAUUUCUCGCAAAGGGCCUCUUAUUGUAUACGGCACUGAGGGCUCGAAGCUUGUGAAGGCCUUCAGGAACAUCCCUGGAGUUGAGGUUGCAAACGUUGAUCGUCUGAAUCUUCUGAAGCUCGCUCCGGGAGGACAUUUGGGAAGAUUUAUUAUCUGGACCAAGUCUGCAUUUGAGAAAUUGGAUUCGAUUUAUGGGUCCUUUGAGAAGACGUCCCUGAAGAAGAAGGGGUAUGUGUUGCCCAGGUCGAAGAUGGUCAAUGCGGACCUGGCUAGGAUUAUCAACUCCGAUGAGGUUCAGUCGGUUGUGAGGCCGAUCAAGAAGGAGGUGAAGAGAGCUCCAAUGAAGAAGAACCCACUGAAGAAUCUUAAUACUAUGUUGAAGCUGAAUCCCUACGCAAAGACCGCGAGGAGGAUGGCGCUGUUGGCUGAGGCUCAGCGCGUGAAGGCAAAGAAGGAGAAGCUUGAUAAGAAGAGAAAGCCAAUCACGAAGGAGGAGGCGGCUUCAAUUAGGGCUGGUGGCAAGGCGUGGUACCAGACAAUGAUCUCAGACAGCGAUUACACCGAGUUCGAGAACUUCUCAAAGUGGUUGGGUGUCUCCCAAUGAUCUGAUUUUAAGCUACUGAAAUUCUCUUAGAAUCUAUUUAGUUAAUCCUUGGUUACUUUUUGUGUUGUCUUUGUGUUUUGUUUGCAUUUCAAGACAUUAAUUAGAUUCAAUGGGAGGGAAAUUACUAGAAUAAGUUACUUUGUUCGUCUGCUGAGUCAAUUACCUUCCAUGUUAUGGUGUCUCCUUUUCUGUCCCGGUGAAGCAAUUUUGUUAAAACGGAAGUUGAAUAUUUAUCAUUGUGGUUUGCUACUUGAAAUUGGUUUUAGUUUCUUAA
Messenger RNA from Cornus florida, 1563 nucleotides. RefSeq names its product large ribosomal subunit protein uL4-like. Gene Ontology annotation, cellular component: cytosolic large ribosomal subunit; ribosome. The record is from RefSeq and is a predicted model, not a curated record. Lineage: Eukaryota; Viridiplantae; Streptophyta; Magnoliopsida; Cornales; Cornaceae. Gene Ontology annotation, biological process: translation. The transcript has 2 exons. The coding region runs from base 69 to 1289 and encodes 406 amino acids. Gene Ontology annotation, molecular function: structural constituent of ribosome; RNA binding.